AUGAGAGAACAAGUAAUAUUAGACGAUAGUGUUUCAAGUACAAUCGAUUGGAUGAUGUUUAGAAGUAUCGACCAAUUUCAAGAUUACAAUGAAAGUAAAUUUCAUAGUUUGGAAAGUGGAUCGCUUGAAAGUACUAGAAAUCAACUCGAAGUUAUCAAAUUCCUCGUUGAAGUCGCACGACUCGAUGUUGCUCCAUCUAUUCUCAACUUAUCAUAUAAUAGCUUUCAAAUCUUCAAAUAUCUCUAUGAGAAGAUACCAUCGACUACUCAAAUAGAUCCGAGUAAUAUCAGAAUAGAUAUGCUUCUUAGUCAUGGAAAUGAUAUUCUGAUUUAG
Molecule: messenger RNA, 333 nt
Organism: Heterostelium album PN500
Lineage: Eukaryota; Evosea; Eumycetozoa; Acytosteliales; Acytosteliaceae
Exons: 2
Coding region: 1-333 (110 amino acids)
Source: RefSeq, a predicted model, not a curated record